Messenger RNA from Papaver somniferum (opium poppy), 1257 nucleotides. RefSeq lists its product as uncharacterized. Lineage: Eukaryota; Viridiplantae; Streptophyta; Magnoliopsida; Ranunculales; Papaveraceae. The record is from RefSeq and is a predicted model, not a curated record. The annotation marks the transcript as partial. The transcript has 4 exons.
AUGGUAUCUUAUGUCAAUAAAAGUACCCAUUACAAUGAGAUGUUAGAUCUGUUCAAGAGAGUCAACAUCAACAUUCCUUUUCUUGAAGCAAUCAAGCAAAUCCCUGCUUAUGCCAAAUUCCUCAAAGACUUGUGCACUCAAAAGCGCAAGCUCAAUGUGCAAAAACGUGCUUUCUUAGCUGAGCAGGUAAGUUCCAUCAUUCUGAACAAAACUCCACCCAAGUUUAGGGAUCCAGGAUGUCCAACAAUUUCUUGCACUAUAGGAGAACACACGGUCAAUAAAGCGUUAUUAGACCUAGGUGCAAGUGUUAACCUACUGCCAUAUUCUGUUUAUGAGCAGUUAGGUCUUGGGGAGUUGAAACCAACAUCUAUCACUCUACAACUGGCAGACCGAUCUGUCAAGAUUCCUCGUGGAGUGGUCGAAGAUGUUUUGAUCAAGGUUGACAAAUUCUAUUUUCCCGUAGACUUCAUUGUCUUAGACACUCAACCUGUACAAAACCCAGACUGUCACAUUCCUGUCAUCUUAGGACGUCCUUUCUUGGCUACGUCCAACGCGAUCAUUAAUUGUCGGAAUGGAGUGUUAAAACUGUCUUUUGGUAACAUGACGGUAGAAUUGAAUGUGUUCGAUAUUAGUCAACAACCUGUGAAUCUUGAUGAUGAUGAUGUGCAUGAAGUUAAUAUGAUUGAAGGAUUAAUGCAAGAUUCGUUGACUAACAUUCUAUCCGUCGACCCCUUUCAAGCAUGUAUGGAGAACUUUAACCCUGAUUCCUAUGAUGAUGCAUACUGUAGUGACGUCCUAUCUCUGCUCGAAUCUGUACCUCAAAUGGACGUCACUGAAAGGAAAUAUGAAAUGGAACCACCCCUACUCUCUGAUUCCAAGCUUAUUCCAUCCAUUGUUGAGCCACCCAAGCUUGAAUUGAAAACGUUGCCUAGUACGUUGAAGUACGCAUUCCUAGGUUCUUCUGAUACUUUACCUGUCAUUAUUUCAUCAUGUUUAGACACGGAACAGGAAAGUAGGAUGCCCUCACGUUGGUCGAGACAAGACCGCUCUAAAUUCCUGGCUGAAGUCAAACAUUUCCUUUGGGAUGACCCAUAUUUGUUUAAGUACUGUCCAGACCAAAUCAUUAGGAGAUGUGUCCCCAACACUGAGGCCUAUAGAACAGCUUAUAAGACACCAAUUGGCAUGUCCCCCUAUCGUCUAGUGUAUGGAAAGCCGUGCCAUCUACCUGUGGAAUUAGAACAUCGUGCCUACUGGGCA